CUCCCAUCUCGAAGACUACGGCUUUAUCUCCAACGACCUCGCAUUCACCUCCCACCUGUAUCUCUUCUUACCUGGGUCGCCUUGACAGGUCUUGCAAUGCUUCUCCAUUAAGAACCAAACAACGCCGGCCGCGCUUCAUUGGCGCGUGUUCGGCGCGGAGUUGCUUUCCUGGAAUUUAUUUGCGCACCUCUACUGCGACCCUAGUUAUCAUCGAUUACUUCCAAUAGCCGGCGAUGUUAGGUCAACGGCACGUCAUACGGUGCUUCCCUCGAAGCCACCGACGACUGCUCGUAGGCCGCGGCCAGAGACGCAACACCUCCAACUUCAAUGUCGUGGAGCACGUGGUAAAGGCGCAGCAUACACGCGAUCGAGCGGCGGGAACACUGGGAAGUCGAGAUACGCUGAGACUGCACGUGAACCAAUACAUUCCGAAAGGCGACGCAUCAUCAAGACGCGAUGAAGGCGUGACGAUCAUCGGCGCCCAUGCGAAUGGCUUCCCGAAGGAGAUGUGCGAGCCUUUUUGGGACGACUUGGAGGAUUGCAUGCGUGCACAAGGCUGCUCUAUUCGAAGCAUCUGGAUUGCGGAUAUUGCCAGUCAGGGCCAAAGUGGCAUUCUGAAUGAGGCUGUGUUGGGUCCAGAGCCAAGCUGGCUCGACCACGCACGAGACCUUCUGUUCCUGAUCAACCAAUUCCAAGAAGAGAUGCCACAUCCUAUCAUUGGCAUCGGAAACAGCGUGGGCGCAUCACAUCUAGCACAUCUUGCCCUCCUACAUCCUAGACUUCUGCACGGCUUGAUCCUCGUGGACCCCAUCCUCCAAACAUCGCUCCUCCCGCAUAAACAAUUUGCACGACUCUCCACGCUCCGAAGAGAUACUUGGCCGUCGCGGGCGGCAGCCGCUGCCAAGUUCCGGAGCAAUUCUUACUACCAGAGCUGGGAUCCGCGCGUGCUCGACAAGUGGCUUGCUUUCGGCUUGCGAGACGUGGACCAAGGGCCGGCGGGGAACAGUGCUGAUGGACCGCCGGUGACUCUCAGUACGACCGUCGCUCAAGAAGUGUAUUUCUACCUACGGCCAAAAUAUUUCGAGGAAAGGCUGCUUCAAGACGACAGACCUCCCGACGAUCACCAUUCCGAGGACAUGGAUGGCCUUCCGUUUUGGCGCCCCGAGAUGGACCAGCUGUACCGUCAAUUGCCCGAGAUCAAGCCUAGCACGCUGUACGUCUUUGGCAAAGAAUCUCCAGCAUCGCCGCCAGAGUACCGCAAAGCAAAGAUGGAUCUCACCGGAUCUGGCAAUGAUGGCAACGGAGGAGUAGCAGCAGGCAGGGUGGAAGAGGUCGUCUUGAACUGCGGGCACCUGGUCGGGAUGGAGAGACCGAGAGAGUGCGCAGAAGUGUGCUCUCGCUUCAUUGAUAGAGAAAUGACGCGAUGGGAAGGACAAGAGCGGAGACGAGCAGAAGUGGCCCGCAAACUGACGCGAGAAGAGCGGGUUGGAAUUAAUGAUCUGUGGAAGCGGAACUUGGGAGUCGAAGAUCGAAGGAAGUGAUGACUUAUGUACAGA
This is a messenger RNA of Neohortaea acidophila, 1556 nucleotides long. RefSeq names its product Alpha/beta hydrolase family-domain-containing protein. Bases 234 to 1541 code for a protein of 435 amino acids. Lineage: Eukaryota; Fungi; Ascomycota; Dothideomycetes; Mycosphaerellales; Teratosphaeriaceae. The transcript has 3 exons. The record is from RefSeq and is a predicted model, not a curated record.